This is a messenger RNA of Phaeodactylum tricornutum CCAP 1055/1, 1115 nucleotides long. RefSeq lists its product with no specific name. NCBI's taxonomy places the organism in Eukaryota, Bacillariophyta, Bacillariophyceae, Surirellales, Neidiaceae. The record is from RefSeq and is a predicted model, not a curated record. Bases 154 to 780 code for a protein of 208 amino acids. The transcript has a single exon.
CACAGCUAAACCCCGAUCGUCUCAUUUUUUCUUCAACCUUCAAAUUCUGCAGGGAAAAAAAAAGCACGACCAAGCGAUUGCCUUCUUACAAUAUUCUUGAUUGUCCUUUCGUAUCCUUCCCACCAUUGUAUUUAUAACAACAGCCACGGCAUCAUGGUCCACUCCAACAUGGCGAACACUUUGCUACUACUCCUCAGCGCGUUGCCCGUGAUCUUUGCCCAAGUCCACCAAGAAGUUGUCGGCUUGCAAUCGAAUGUGAUUGUGAUUGAACUACAAAAUCCCGGGCGUCCUCUACGAGCCGUCACUUCCGAUCGCGGUACGGCCUGUUCCGAGCAAGUAACGGAUCGCUUGGCGUUGGAAAUGUACGGUUGGUGGCACGAUGAGUUGCAGGACAUUUUUGGCAAAGAGAAUUUCGAGUUGGGCGUUCUCCGGCCCGUCACGGCGGCCGCCACAGCUUCGGGUAGCAAUCAAGGUCCAGUCACUUUGGAGGCCACUUUUGACUGCAAAGUGUGUGGUCAGAAGCAGUGGACGACGGACAAGUCGAUUCACAACGUGGCCUCUCUACUGCAGUGGUUCACGCAACACAUGAUGGAGGAAUGGCUGACGGAGAAUAUCGAUAUUGUCGAGAUUACCAGCUGUAUGGGUCCGAUGGAUCAAAUCGAGGCGGUUCUACGAAUUCAAAAGGCCACAGGGUUGAAGGAUCAGCCUGUGACAACUCUCGCCGCCGGCAACAAGAUGUUUUACAAGAGCGGUGCCCAGGUAUAUCCCUUUGUCGAGUAGAUCAGCAGUCGGUGGUGUCAAUACUUUCUAAAAGUGUGAAGACGUGGAUGGGGUAACUUUUGAAAAGACUUUCAAGAUGGUGAUUCACGAACGAGCAACAACGGACGUUUUCCCAGUGAGGUAUCCAGGGACGGAUUGGCUGCAUUGUGAUAGCUGCCAGCGACUCGCACCGGCUGCCCGCCCUUUUGGGACGACCAUGUCUCGAACAAAAGCCGCGUGUCUGAGGAAACCCAGUUUUUCCGAACAAUCACAUCAACCAACCAUUUUCUCUCGUUGUGAUCUCGUUUGCUUUUAUCCUAGAGUUCAUAGAGAUUUAGAUCUAUUUUUGUAACCGU